AUGGCAUUCGCGAAACGUGUUGUCAUCAUCGGAGCCGGAAUUGUGGGCACCAAUCUCGCUGAUGAGUUGGUUGCACGGGGAUGGAGCGAUAUCACAGUUGUCGAGCAGGGGCCGUUGCACAUGCCGGGUGGCUCGACAUCCCAUGCUCCGGGUCUCGUCUUUCAAACUACGCCAUCCAAAACUAUGACGCAUUUGGCUCGAUAUACAGUUCAGAAGCUCUUGUCGAUCGAGAAAGACGGGCAGAACUGCUUCAAUCAGGUUGGUGGUCUUGAGCUGGCUACAACUCCCGCACGACUCGAGGACCUCAAACGCAAGCAUGGCUACGCCUCGUCAUGGGGAAUCAAUGCGCGCCUCGUCAGCGCUGAGGAGUGCCUUGAGAUGUAUCCUCACCUUAACAAGGACAUGGUUCUGGGCGGCUUGCACAUCCCGAGCGAUGGUCUUGCUCUCGCUGCUCGGGCAACCCAGCUACUCAUCGAACGCACCGCCAAGGCCGGUGUUCGUUACCUUGGCUCUACCCCAGUUAUUGGGAUAGAGCAAGUAAACGGACGAGUGACCGGUGUCACUAUCCCCAACGGUACUGUUCCUGCCGAUAUUGUGGUAUCCUGUGCUGGAUUCUGGGGUGUGGAGAUCGGAAAAAUGAUUGGAUUGCCCAUUCCCUUGCUUCCUCUGGCGCAUCAGUACGCGAAAACGACCGCUGUCCCUGUUCUUGCCGGCCGCGACCUCAACAAGAAACCGAAUGGCCUAAAUGCGGUUCUCCCUAUCCUCCGUCACCAGGACCAGGAUCUAUACUUCCGUGAACAUGGUGGACAAUAUGGUAUCGGCUAUUAUGGACAUCGGCCCAUGCCGGUUGAUGCUGGGUCAUUGGGACUCACCUCUAAGAAUGUUGACGAGAAGAAUAUGCCCUCUCGCCUCGAGUUUACCAAGGAAGACUUCGACCCUGCUUGGAAGGAAACACAGAACCUUUUGCCUAUCUUGAGAAGCACUCAAAUCGAGGAUGGAUUCAAUGGAAUUUUCUCGUUUACCCCAGAUGGUGGUCCCGUCUUUGGACAAGCGCCCAACCUGGACGGAUUCUAUGUGGCUGAGGCUGUCUGGGUAACACAUUCUGCCGGCGUUGCCCGGGCCCUCGCUGAAGUUUUGACCGAAGGCCGCUCCCAGAUCGACAUGACUGAGUGUGAGCUUACUCGCUUUGAAGAGAUCCAACUCAGCCAGGACUACAUCAGUGAAACAUCCCAGCAAAACUUUGUCGAGAUCUAUGACAUUCUACACCCACUUCAGCCCAAGGAGUCUCCUCGAAGCCUUCGAACCAGUCCAUUCCAUGCUCGCGAAAAAGAGCUCGGUGCAUAUUUCCUUGAACUUGGAGGCUGGGAGCGCCCAUUCUGGUAUGAUUCCAAUGCAGGACUCCUCAACUCUCUUCCGUCCGAUUGGAAGCCCGUCGAACGAGAUACUUGGUCUGCGCAAUUCUACUCUCCUAUUGUUGCUGCAGAAGCCUGGAAAACACGAAAUGCCGUGGCCAUGUUCGACAUGACCUCAUUCCACCGAUUUGAGGUAGGGGGCCCUGGGGCUCUCCAACUGCUCCAGCGGCUGACAACUAGUGAUGUCUCUGCCAAACCGGGGACCAUUACCUGGGCUCUGCUUCUCAACAAUCACGGUGGCAUUCGCAGCGACAUCUUCGUCUCGAGACUGGAGGAGAAUUUGUUCCAGAUCGGCGCCAACUCUGCCACUGAUUUUGCUUACCUCUCCCGGGAAGCCCGCCGCCAGGGACAAUGGGUCCAGGUUCGCGAAAUCACCGGCAGCACUUGCUGUAUUGGCCUUUGGGGGCCGCGUGCUCGUGAUGUCAUCAGCAUUGUCAGCACUGAUGACUUCUCUAACAAGGGAUUGCCUUACUUCGGAGUGAAGAAUGCGAUCAUCAGCGGCAUCCCGACAACAGUAUUCCGAAAGUCCUAUGUUGGUGAGCUUGGCUGGGAGAUUCAAACCACCGCCGAAUAUGGUCAGCGACUAUGGGACGCCAUCUAUCAGGCAGGUAAGAGCCAUGGCCUCAUUGCAGCUGGCCGUGCUGCCUUCAAUUCUCUGCGACUGGAGAAGGGCUACCGAACAUACGGCACCGACAUGAACACAGAGCACAACCCGUAUGAAGCUGGUCUUUCAUAUACCAUUCGCGCAAGCAAAUGGGAAGAGUACGUUGGUAAAUCUGCGCUCGAGCGCCUUUCCAAACAAAAGCCCACUCGCCGUCUACGCUGCUUGACUGUUGACGAUGGUCGCUCUAUGAUUUUGGGCAAGGAGCCCGUCUUCAAGAACGGCAAAUCUGUCGGUUACGUGACCAGUGCUGCUUUCGGGUUCACUGUCCGCAAGCCCAUUGCGUAUGCCUGGCUCCCCGGAAAUCUGGCCGAAGGCGCCAGCGUUGAAAUCGAGUACUUUGGCCGGCGCAUCAAUGCCACCAUCGCCGCUGAGCCACUGUACGAUCCGGACAUGAAGCGCAUGCUGGCCGAAGGUCCGUCUGUGGAUUCCGAGCUCCAGAAGCCAUUCCGUUCUCGUCUCUAA
Penicillium argentinense is the source of this 2538-nucleotide messenger RNA. Its product is annotated as GcvT family protein. The record is from RefSeq and is a predicted model, not a curated record. Gene Ontology annotation, cellular component: mitochondrion. The transcript has a single exon. Lineage: Eukaryota; Fungi; Ascomycota; Eurotiomycetes; Eurotiales; Aspergillaceae. The coding region runs from base 1 to 2538 and encodes 845 amino acids. Gene Ontology annotation, molecular function: protein binding; oxidoreductase activity.